CUGAAAGCCAGAGUCAGAAAGCAAAAAGGGACUCUAAGACUUACAUUGAGCUAACAGGAAGACUGAAUUCACUCUCGAAUACUGCAACUGAAGCCAUUGGAAAAUGUGUAAAGGAUUAGCUGCCUUACCCCAAACCUGCCGGGAAAGGGCGAAGGAGAUCAAGUCGAAAUUGGGCGUUUUACUGCAGAAGCCGGAAAAUGGCAUUGAUCUCAUCAUCCCCUAUCCCGAGAAGACUGAGAAGAAGCCGGAGAAGCAGCAGAAGCCUACUCCGGAGGAGGCUGCUCAGUGGCGUGAGAGUCUGGACCGAGUCCUGAACAACAGCUAUGGUCUGGCGGCUUUCCGUAGCUUCCUGCAGUCCGAGUUCAGUGAUGAGAACAUUGAGUUCUGGGUGACCUGCGAGGACUUCAAGAAGACCAAGAACCCCGCUAAGAUGGCCGCCAAGGCCAAGAAGAUCUAUGAAGACUUCAUCCAGUCUGAGGGACCCAGAGAGGUGAACAUUGAUCACUUCACCAAGGAUGUUACCCUGAGGAACCUGGUUGAUCUCUCCCCUACAACCUUUGACCUGGCCCAGAAGAGGAUCUUCGCCCUGAUGGAGAAAGACUCCUUCGGUCGUUUCCUUCGGUCUGAGCAGUACCAGGAGCUCCUGGUUAACUAAGCCAGUGCACAGUCUGAGGAGCUGGGGUCGGGGAGGUUUUAAACAGCAGUUAGUACGCUCAAUGGUGUUUUAAGCCCCCAACGUCUCUUUCCAGGCAGCACUGCGACCGUUGACUUCAAGGCACCUAACCCUUAACCUUAACCCUAA
This is a messenger RNA of Perca fluviatilis (European perch), 802 nucleotides long. It is a transcript of the gene rgs5a, whose product is annotated as regulator of G protein signaling 5a. The record is from RefSeq and is a predicted model, not a curated record. The transcript is spliced from 5 exons. Bases 104 to 655 code for a protein of 183 amino acids. NCBI's taxonomy places the organism in Eukaryota, Metazoa, Chordata, Actinopteri, Perciformes, Percidae.